AUGUAUAGAAUUUACAAGAUUUGUUUGCAAUCAGUAAUAGUAAUAAUAACAUGCAGUGCAUUGUCACAACUCAUACCUGGACACACAGAACCUUUCAUGGAUCGACCCUGGUCUCCUACACAGAGCAAGACAUUGCGCCAAGGGAAAGGGGGGUUUUGCUGUGCUUGGAAGGAACCAGACUACCACGAUGCUGAUGGUUCAGUCGCUGGUGUAGUGGGUGAGGGUGAUACAGUGGUCGGUUCAAAGGGCGGUUUAAUCCUACUACGUUCCAGAAUCAACACUGCAGAUGUGAACCAUCGCUCGGAGCAAACGGAACCACCUCCAAGAAGGGACUGCGUCUGCUCUAAGAUUUACGAUCCAGUCUGUGCGUCAAAUAAUGAGUCCUAUUUCAACCUUUGUUUUUUGGAAUGCAAAGUACCGAAAAGUGAAAAUAUUAGCGUUGUCCACCAAGGAAACUGCAUACCAUUUUAA
Messenger RNA from Spodoptera littoralis (African cotton leafworm), 471 nucleotides. The record is from the annotation of a GenBank genome assembly. NCBI's taxonomy places the organism in Eukaryota, Metazoa, Arthropoda, Insecta, Lepidoptera, Noctuidae.